GAGCGGGGCGGGGGGAUGGCGGCGCGGCCGGCCGAGGCCGGGGCGGAGCGGGCGGAGCCGGCGGCCGGCGGGGAGGACGGGCCCGGGGCGGCGGGCCGCAAGGCUCGGGGCCGGCCCAGGCUCACCGAGUCCGACCGGGCCCGGCGGCGGCUCGAGUCCCGGAAGAAGUACGACGUGCGGCGCGUGUACCUGGGCGAGGCGCACGGGCCCUGGGUGGACCUGCGGCGCCGCAGCGGCUGGAGCGACGCCAAGCUGGCCGCCUACCUCAUCUCGCUGGAGCGCGGCCAGCGUAGCGGGCGGCACGGGAAGCCUUGGGAGCAAGUCCCUAAGAAGCCAAAACGGAAGAAAAGGCGGCGGCGCAAUGUGAACUGCCUGAAGAACGUGGUCAUCUGGUACGAAGACCACAAACAUCGCUGCCCGUACGAGCCGCACCUGGCCGAGCUGGACCCCACCUUCGGCCUGUACACCACGGCCGUGUGGCAGUGCGAGGCAGGCCACCGCUACUUCCAGGACCUGCACUCGCCCCUGAAGCCGCUCAGCGACUCGGACCCCGACAGCGACAAAGGCGGGAAUGGCCUUGUGGCGGGCAGCUCGGCCUCCUCCAGCGCCGGCUCCGGUUCGGACAGCGAGGAGUCCCCCGAAGGCCAGCCGGUCAAGGCGUCAGUGGCGGCAGCUGCGGUCAGCCCCGCCAGCCCCGUGGGCAGCAGCGGGCUCAUCACCCAGGAGGGUGUGCAUAUUCCCUUUGAUGUACAGCACGUGGAGAACCUGCCCGAGCAGGGCACCGCGCUGGGCCCCAGCUCAGCGGUGUCCACGGCGGCGGCGGGCGGCGGGCCCGAGGCCCUGGAGACAGUGGUGUGUGUGCCAGUGCCCAUGCAGAUGGGCGCGGGCCCGGGCACCCUCUUUGAGAACGUGCCCCAGGAGGCCCUGAAUGAGGUUGUAGCCAGCUGUCCCGUGCCUGGCAUGGUGCCCGGCUCACAGGUCAUCAUCAUUGCCAGCCCCAGCUAUGACACCCUCACGGCCGACGGCAUCCACUUGAAUAUGGCGGCCAGCAGCAGCACCCCUGGUGGCAGUGGCGGCGGCGGCCUGGGCGAGGAGGUGCCCUGUGCCAUCAUGGAGGGUGUGGCUGCCUACACCCAGACGGAGCCUGAGGGUGGCCAGCCUGGCACCAUGGACGCUGCCACUGUAGCCGACAUCGAGACAAAGAAAGAGAAGGAGGACAUGUACCUACUCAAGAAAGAGGAGCCACCGCCAGAGCUGGCCGAGCUGGCCGCCGCCGUGCCCGAGAGCACCGAGCCAGAAGCCGAGGUGGACGGGGAGGAGCUGGAGGGCGGCGCCAUGUCCGCCAUCAUCUAUGAGAUCCCCAAAGAGCCCGAGAAGAGACGGCGCAGCAGGCGGUCGCGGGUGACGGACGCCGACGGCCUGCUCGAGAUGUUCCACUGUCCCUUCGAGGGCUGCAGCCAGGUCUACGUGGCUCUCAGCAGCUUCCAGAACCACGUGAACCUGGUGCACCGGAAGGGGAAGACCAAGGUGUGCCCCCACCCCGGCUGCGGCAAGAAGUUCUACCUGUCCAACCACCUGCGAAGACACAUGAUCAUCCACUCAGGUGUCCGCGAAUUCACCUGCGAGACGUGUGGCAAGUCCUUCAAGAGGAAGAACCACCUGGAGGUGCACCGACGCACGCACACGGGCGAGACGCCCCUACAGUGCGAGAUCUGCGGCUACCAGUGCCGCCAGCGCGCCUCGCUCAACUGGCACAUGAAGAAGCACACGGCCGAGGUGCAGUACAGGUUCACGUGCGAGCGCUGCGGGAAGCGCUUCGAGAAGGUGGACAGUGUCAAGUUCCACACGCUCAAGAGCCACCCGGACCACAAACCCGCCUGACCACUGGACCAA
Ochotona princeps (American pika) is the source of this 1893-nucleotide messenger RNA. RefSeq names its product zinc finger protein 653 (gene ZNF653). The transcript has 9 exons. The record is from RefSeq and is a predicted model, not a curated record. Gene Ontology annotation, cellular component: nucleus. NCBI's taxonomy places the organism in Eukaryota, Metazoa, Chordata, Mammalia, Lagomorpha, Ochotonidae. Gene Ontology annotation, molecular function: transcription coregulator activity. Gene Ontology annotation, biological process: regulation of transcription by RNA polymerase II. The coding region runs from base 16 to 1881 and encodes 621 amino acids.